ACGUCACUAUGGAAACCGUUACGUAGCUACAUACAGGAAGGGGAAUCCUACCGGAAGUAAGCCAGAAACAACUUGUUCCUCUAAUAGUUCGCUGGGUAAACUCUUUACAACAACAAAAGUCCACUUUCCACUCCAAAUUAUCAACAUGGGAACUACGGCAAGUCAACUUGGGAAGGAUUUACUCUCAGAAUAUCAAGAGCUGACAUUCUUGACAAAACAAGAAAUUCUCCUUGCUCACAAGAGAUUCACUGAACUGCUCACAAAAGAUGAGAAAGACCUUCCAAAUACAAGAGCACCCAUGGAGAGGAUUCUCACUCUGCCAGAGCUCAAGUCCAACCCUUUCAGGAAAAGAAUCUGCUACGUGUUCUCAACAUCUGAACACAAAGACGGAAGCCUCACAUUUGAGGACUUUCUGGAUCUCUUGAGUGCCUUCAGCGACUCCGCUACUCUGGAAAUCAAAUCCCACUAUGCAUUCCGUAUAUUUGACUUUGACGAUGAUGGGACUCUUGAUUGUGGCGAUCUGGAGAAGCUGGUAAACUGCCUGACCGGCGAGACAGAUGAGACGAGACUAACCACGGAAGAAAUGAGACAGCUCAUCAGCAACAUUCUUGAAGAGUCAGACAUCGACAAGGAUGGAACCGUGAACCUCUCAGAGUUUCAGCAUGUCAUUUCAAGGUCACCAGAUUUCGUCAGUUCUUUCAAGAUUGUCCUGUGAAAACCUCUAAGGGUCUGUGGAAAUGCAUCGCCUUUUAACUCUCAUAUGGUGUUUAAUUUUCAAUUAGAAUUUUAGAUAUUUGCCUUAAAUUAUAUUUACCUGUGGAUUUUACUGCCUUAACUAUUGUAUGCAUUGUUUGUGAAAUGCAAAACCUGUGAUUUUUUAUUUUUAUUUCUAUAAAGAAAAUUAAAAAUAUUUCCAUUUA
Messenger RNA from Sebastes umbrosus (honeycomb rockfish), 920 nucleotides. RefSeq names its product calcium and integrin-binding protein 1-like. The record is from RefSeq and is a predicted model, not a curated record. NCBI's taxonomy places the organism in Eukaryota, Metazoa, Chordata, Actinopteri, Perciformes, Sebastidae. Gene Ontology annotation, molecular function: calcium ion binding. The transcript has 7 exons. The coding region runs from base 146 to 715 and encodes 189 amino acids.